AUGCAUCUACGAGCUCAUGAGGAGGAGCUCACUCCUACACUAGUGCUUGUGUGCGCCGCGUGCCGGCGCGCCUUCCGUGGACAGUCGGACGCUCAGGAGCUACCACAGGUCACGAGGAUCAACAUAAAACCGUUCCAAUGCCACAUUUGCCUCAAGCAGCUGACUCGGCGCUCGCGCUUACACAUGCAUUUGCGAGCUCAUGAGGAAGAGCUUACUCCUACCUUGGUGCUGGUGUGUGCCGCGUGCCGACGUGCCUUUCGCGGACAGUCGGACGCUCAGGAACAUGUUACGAAUUCCCCUGAGUGCAUGGAAGGGUUCGUCAAAGAGCUGAAGCAGGAAGCAGAUGAAGCGACCGCCCAACUUUCACCCACCAGUGGGCUUGUUAAAGUUAUAGAGUCCCCUCCGCCGCCGGCCGUGGUCCCGCGGCAGGUGUCAAACGCGCUAGCGGCGCCGCUACUCACUGGACUGACGGACGAAGCGCGAAGCGUCAUGCGUGUUGUGGAAAUUGAAAAGGCUUUCCGCUGUGAAUACUGCGAGGAGUGAGUAUUUGUAUUUAGGGUAGAGACUAUAGUGAAUUAUAAUCAUAAUCAUGAUCAUAAUCACUUUCUCAAUCAUCAUCAUCG
Molecule: messenger RNA, 623 nt
Organism: Ostrinia furnacalis (Asian corn borer)
Lineage: Eukaryota; Metazoa; Arthropoda; Insecta; Lepidoptera; Crambidae
Product: zinc finger protein 809-like
Exons: 4
Coding region: 1-543 (180 amino acids)
Biological process (GO): regulation of gene expression
Cellular component (GO): nucleus
Source: RefSeq, a predicted model, not a curated record